Messenger RNA from Rhincodon typus (whale shark), 2475 nucleotides. RefSeq names its product conserved oligomeric Golgi complex subunit 6. Gene Ontology annotation, cellular component: COG complex. The coding region runs from base 30 to 1673 and encodes 547 amino acids. Gene Ontology annotation, biological process: intra-Golgi vesicle-mediated transport. The record is from RefSeq and is a predicted model, not a curated record. NCBI's taxonomy places the organism in Eukaryota, Metazoa, Chordata, Chondrichthyes, Orectolobiformes, Rhincodontidae. The transcript is spliced from 17 exons.
UGGAGGGUGUUCAUGAAGACGUGCAAGCAAUGAGUGCCUGCUGUCAGGAUAUGACCAGUCGUCUAAAACUAGCAAAGGAACAGACACAAGAUCUGAUAACUAAAACUACUAAGCUUCAAUCAGAAAAUCAACGAUUAGAAAUCCGAGCUGAGGUAGCAAAUGCUUUCUUGUCUAAGUUUCAGCUAACUGCAGAUGAACUGAAUAUCCUUCGAGGCCCAAGAGAAGGACCAAUUACAGAGGACUUUUUUAAAGCACUUGGAAAAGUGAAGCAGAUUCACAAUGAUGUCAAGAUUCUAUUACGAACAAACCAGCAAACUGCAGGACUGGAAAUUAUGGAACAAAUGGCACUCCUCCAAGAGACAUCAUAUGAAAAACUUUACAGAUGGGCGCAAGCUGAAUGUCGAACCCUGACUCAAGAAUCUUGUGAUAUUUCUCCAGCACAGACUCAAGCUAUGGAGGCCCUGCAAGACAGACUUGUGCUCUACAACUACAUUCUUGAUGAGUUUGGCACAGCCAGGAGGAGUGCAGUGGUUCGUGGUUUUAUAGAUGCCCUCACCAGAGGUGGGCCUGGUGGAACUCCUCGGCCAAUUGAAAUGCACUCACAUGACCCUUUAAGGUAUGUUGGGGAUAUGUUAGCAUGGUUACAUCAGGCAGCUGCUUCAGAGAAAGAACAUCUUGAAGUUUUGCUGAAGCUUGUAACUAUGCAAGGUGUGCAAGAUAAUAUUCAGCAGGUGGUGGGACACAUCACUGAAGGAGUGUGCAGACCUUUAAAGGUGCGUAUUGAACAGGUUAUAGUAGCAGAGCCUGGUGCAGUCCUAUUGUACAAACUCUCCAAUCUCCUCAAGUUUUAUCACUAUACUAUCAGUGGAAUUGUAGGAAACUGUGCAGCUACACUGCUGACCACAAUUGAAGAAAUGCAUGUUCUCAGCAAGAAAAUGUUCUUCAAUAGCCUGAGUCUUCAUGCCAGUAAAUUAAUGGAUAAGGUUGAACUCCCUCCUCCAGACCUUGGACCUACCACUGCCCUGAAUCACACUUUGUCCCUCUUACGUGAAGUUCUUUCCUGUCAUGACUCUUCGGUUGUUCCACUGGAUGCACGACAAGCAGAUUUUGUCCAGGUACUUUCCUGUAUAAUGGACCCACUAUUACAGUUGUGUACUGUAUCUGCCAGUAACCUUGACACUGCUGACAUGGCAACAUACAUGGUGAACUCUCUAUACAUGAUGAAAACAACUUUGUCUCUCUUUGAAUUUACUGAUGAGCGACUUGAGAUGCUUCAGUUUCAGAUUGAAGCUCAUUUAGAUACUUUAAUAAAUGAGCAGGCUUCAUUUGUAUUAACCAGGGCAGGAUUAAGCUACAUUUACAACAGCGUACAACAACACAAACCAGAGCAGGGUCCUUUAUCCAAUCUCCCUAAUAUGGAUGGAGGGUCACUGAAAGCUGCCAUGGUCCAGUUUGAUCGCUAUCUGGCCUCUCCUGAUAGUCUAUUAAUGCCACAACUGAAUUUCAUUUUAAGUGGAACACUAAAGGAAAGAAUUUUCAAGCGAUCCACAGAACUAGUGUGUGGUGCCUACAGCAACAUCUACACAGCAGUGAUAAACCCAACCAAUGAGUACAAGGAACCAGCAACAAUCCUGCAACGAUCUCCACAGCAAGUGCAGACAUUGCUAUCCUAACUAAUUCCAAGAGGGACUAGUUCAUGCCAGUGUCUCCACAUCACAUGUUUUGCUUUCCCUCGAUAAUCUAUCAAAAUUUGCUUUGGAGUUGUGAGCAUAUUUCCUUUUAACGUAUCCAACUAAUAUCAAUGUUACGAAGCCAUCUUCAGUUCACAGGCAAGGAGGCUAGGGAUUUAAUUUUAAUCUGAUUAUCAAAAAUAUAUGUAUUCGAAGGGGAAGAUUUUUUCUGAUUUCUGUGCAAUGGUGCAAUUUAUACUGAAGAUGGAAUGCACCAUUUCCUUACCAUUAUGUAGAUACUGUAUGAAUGGAAGCUUUCAUAUAUACAAUAUCAAGUGUAAUAUCCUCAACGCUAGACUAUCAAAUGUAUAGUCUGUACUUGAUGUUUUAUUCAGUUUUAUAUGAAUUGGAAGCGGUUUAAAUUUCAAUGAAAUACAAGAGACAUCAUUGACUAAAAAGAGAGGGAUGACUGUUUGCAACUCAUUUGCAUGUGUCACAAAUAUGGUAAGCACAAGGAAAUCAGUAGUGAAUGUUAUAUUUUCCACCAGAAGAAAAAGUCAUCCUUUAUAUGCAAAUAAUUUGGACAGUUUGUAAAUAAUAUGCACCUCAUAAAAACUCUGUUUAAAAGUGUGUUAGAAAGGAGACAGAAAAUGUUAAGUAAAAGGUUGGUUCAGUCUUCUUGUUCAAAUUUCAAGAUUUGAAAUUACUGAAUUAUUUUGUACAGUAUGUAAUAAAUCAGUUACAUUAGGUGAUGGUAUGGUUUAUGGAAAAUAUUCUGCCUUAAAUUAAAAUUUUGAUCAAGGAA